UGAGGAAUUCAUAAGAUGGACAAUACGAUGAUUCGGGAAUUUUAUCUGUUGGGAAUCUGCAUGAAAAUGACGAUUCGGUGUGACAACGGUUUGGGUGAAACGACGAUUCAGGAAUUUGAUGGAUCGGGAAACUGGUUUCAGGAAAGUGUGAAGGGGGUUAGCUGUCCAUUCACUUGGGACAUGGGAAUUAUCACGGAAACUCGAGAAAAAUUAUGGGAUGAUAAGAAUCGUAUUGAAGAAGUUAUUGAUAUCCAAGAAGAGUUUCCAGAAUUUGUAUUAAUUUACAAUCUCAUGCUGGCUUAUGAAAAUGUAUUGAACAAGAAUCUGCAAACUGCUAUGAAAUGCAUUAAGGAAGCUGAAGAUAGUUUUCAUGAAAUCAAACAAAGGAAAAUACCAGAAAGUGCAGAACAUGUUCUACAACACAUUUUGUUUGGAACAAAGUACCAUGUGCUUCAACAACUGGGGCAGGUGACACAGGCAGAUGAACUACUGAAAGAGAUAAGCAUUGUUAAGGACAUGAAUGAAACGGAAUUAGCCAUGUUAUCUGGGUGUCAAUGCUUAGCUUGGUCACUGUAUCACGUCACUGAUCAUUCUAUGGCAAUCAACUCUGCACGAAAGGCUGUCCAGCACGAGCCCAGUAAUGGCAAAUGGCACUUUUUGUUGGGCAAAAUGUACAGAAGGUCAAGACGGAGGCAUUAUUGGGUUGGUAACCAUCCUGAUAAAGAUGAAUCAUUGGCUUUUCAGAAAGCUUACGACCUAUCUAAAUCUGCUUUAUUUGGUGUAUCUUUGGCCCAAAUGUAUCGAGAGUCUGGAGAAUAUUCAGAGGCUACUCGAAGCUAUAAGGAAAUUGCUGCUGGUGAACCAACUUCUUGCAAAGUGCAAUUACAAUUAGCCCUCGGAUUAAUACGAGCAAAAGAAUGUUCUCAUGCAAAGGGAUGUCUGGAUUAUGUAGCUAAAAAGACACCCAACUCUUCGAUCUAUCAACAUUACAUGGGUAUAUAUGAGGAAAAAUGCCAUCAAAACUUUAAGGCUGCUCUUUCACAUUACACGGCUGCAAUAAAGGAAUCAAAUUUUGCGGCAGAAUGGUCGUACAUAGAGUGUAAGAAAAAAGUUGAAACUCACUGGAAUCCCCUGCCAUAUUUGUUGGAAUUAUUGAAGAAGUACAGCAAAGAUCCUGAUUACCAAAUUCAACAAAUAACCGUUGAGAUCGGAUUAUAUUAUUUGUUUCACACGGAUGAUAUUCUGUCUGCAAGUCAAUACUUGGACAAAGCUGUUCAAAUUGAUCCAAAUGCGCAAAUCCUGAAGGCAUAUCACGUUCCUCGUGGGAACCAAAUGAAUGUAUAUCAUGCAUGGGCAGUAAGAUUGCACCUUGCAUUACUGACGCAAGCUACAAAACUUAGUAUAGGCGACACAGCCAUGUUGAAAAAUAAAUUGCAGCUCUGUUCUGAGAAUGAUCAAGAUUCAUCUUCCAUCUCUGGCGAUUCAAAACAAACUCUGAGCCAACAAUGGUCAAACAUCUAUAAAAAUUAUCAUCGUCGAAGUUCUGCAUCUUCCACACAAAAAAAUCAUCUUUCGAGAAACAGUGGUAAAUCAAAAAAAUCACAGUAUCAGUUCUAUCAGAGAAAUAAAUCCAAAAGCACAAGGCAACCGAAGCAUCUGUCAUAAACGAUAUUCAUCAUUUACAU
Diprion similis is the source of this 1685-nucleotide messenger RNA. RefSeq lists its product as uncharacterized. NCBI's taxonomy places the organism in Eukaryota, Metazoa, Arthropoda, Insecta, Hymenoptera, Diprionidae. Bases 16 to 1665 code for a protein of 549 amino acids. The record is from RefSeq and is a predicted model, not a curated record. Gene Ontology annotation, molecular function: protein binding. The transcript is spliced from 5 exons.